Messenger RNA from Marmota monax (woodchuck), 3788 nucleotides. It is a transcript of the gene Rgs9bp, whose product is annotated as regulator of G protein signaling 9 binding protein. The transcript has a single exon. The coding region runs from base 369 to 1082 and encodes 237 amino acids. Gene Ontology annotation, cellular component: photoreceptor outer segment; neuron projection. Gene Ontology annotation, biological process: G protein-coupled receptor signaling pathway; detection of light stimulus involved in visual perception. The record is from RefSeq and is a predicted model, not a curated record. Lineage: Eukaryota; Metazoa; Chordata; Mammalia; Rodentia; Sciuridae.
GGGCGGCCCGCUAGCCCUGGGGUGGUUCUAGAGGAGGAUGGGGUUCGCUCCCCGAGCUUCCCAGGGAGCCGCUGGGGAAGCAAGGGUCGUGCAAAGAUAAGUGUGUGCCUCGGGGCGCGUCUGGAAAGAAUGAACAAGCGAAUGGGAGGCAGCUGACUCAACUCCCUCUCCGCGCUGGGUCUUUGGAGGUGCAAGUUGCGAGUCCUUGGAGAGCUUUGUGGCUAGCUGCUAAAACGCGGAACGAAUCACGGGCCAUGAAGAGUGUUCGGACCGCUCACCUCAAAGGUGGCAUCUGGGCUGGCAGCGUCCUGCCGCGCUGAGGGUGUAAGAGGGGUGCGGGCUGCUGGAUCCCGACGGAGCGCACCACCAUGGCCAGAGAGGAAUGCAAGGCGCUGCUAGACGCACUCAACAAGACCACCGCUUGCUACCACCAUUUGGUGCUGACCGUCGGCGGCUCAGCGGACUCACAGAACCUGAGGGAGGAACUACAGAAGACCCGCCAGAAGGCGCGGGAGCUGGCGGUGACCACUGGUGCCCGGCUGACUGUUGCGCUGCGCAACCGGGGUCUGGCCGCGGAGGAUCGCAUGGAAUUUGAGCGCCUCUGGGUGGCCUUCUCUGGUUGUCUGGACAUACUGGAAGCCGACAUGCAACGCGCACUGGCGCUGGGAGCCGCGUUCCCGCUGCAUACGCCUCUGCGGCCGCUUGUGCGCACCGGUGUAACUGGUGAUUCCUCCCGGGUAGCAGCGCGCGCCUUGAGCGCCCGCAGCCUAAGUCACCAGGCUGAACGCGACUUUGACGUCUCAGAUCUGAAGGAGUUGGAGCGCGAGGUCCUUCAGGUGGGAGAGAUGAUCAACGACAUGGAAAUGAAAGUCAAUGUACCGCGUUGGACAGUACAGGCCCAGAAGACCGCGGGCGCCGAACUACUGUCCAGUAACAGCAUGGGCGCCUCCUCCGUCGGCGCCGUGUCUGUAGAAGAGCGCUCGAGAUCCUGCAACCCCAGCAAGGCCUUGGCUGCUACUCUUUUCAGCGCCGUGCUGCUGGCGGCUGUGGCCCUAGCCUUGAGCGUGGUAAAGCUAGGUUGACGCUUGACGGCCACCCUUACCCACCGCCUGCAGCCUGCUCCCUCCCGGUAAACAAGAUUCAAAAUGGGCUUUGCAGUCUGGCCUGUUAAGGCAAGCAGCACAAAAACACCGUAUGCGCAUGUGUAUAUGCAUUUCUAGCGCACCUCUGCCUGGGCAGGACAUGGUUUUCUUUUGCUGGCCCGGGAGGAGUUAACUUUGCUUGAGCUGUCAGGGCAUUACCGCUAAUAUCUGCAGGAGCUUUAUUCCCUAUUAAUAGAAACGAUCCAUAGUGACCCCAGAUUCCUUUGAGUUAAUAGGUUAACGCGUGUGCUACUGGGACGUUUUUACACGGAGUCCAAAUUUGGUGCCCCACUCCUGCAGGCGUCUCCCACUCUCUGCAUGGGACAGUUUGGAGAAGUGGGUGAGGUGGUAUGAAGCAUGAAGAGGGUGGGUGGUUUUGCUGUUUGUAGGUGGCUGAUUUGUUUCCUGGACACGAAACGAAUUGCAAUAAGAUGUAAGCAGGUAUUAUUAUUAUUAUUAUUAUUAUUAUUAUUACCUCAGUCCUUUGGGGCCUAAAUUUAAGAGAAUGUGCAGUUAGAAGUUCAAACAAAGUGCUUUCUUAUGGCCCAGUGGCCCAGUUUAUGGCAGUUGAUCCAUUAGUCACCAAAAGAGAUUUGGGGUCUUAACCUCCCGCUGCUGUACAAGAUCUGACCCUAUUUAGGAAACCAAAGAAAGUAGUUGGUUGAACCUGCUAUAUAGCAGGAUUAGAUCCACCACACACACCUGCCUGCCAAGAAGGGUUCUCCCCAGCCAGCCUUGGAUGGUGGAGAAAGAGGAUGAGGAGGCUUUGGGAAAGGCCACAUGCUAUGUAAACAAGCACUUUCUCCUUCUCAGGGGCUUAUUUUUGUUGCAGAACUAGACCAGAGUGUUUGAUCCUCCUUUGAGGGAGGACAAGAGAAUCCUCUUUGAAGCACUUAAUCCUAUUUAUCCCCGGAAUUUGCUUGCUAGCCAAUAGGAUGGUUGGCUUUGGAGGGAGAAGGACUGCUCCCUGACCCCCCACACUGUCUGGUCAUGUGGCAUUACUGGCCCACAGAGAUUUUGAGUCAAUGAGCUCUGACACUGGGUUAGAAUGUAACUGCUUUAAAUUGAAAUUUAAGAAGCUUUAAGUAUAUAUGUGUAUAUAUAUUUAAACAUACAUAUGUAUAUAAACAUCUUGAAAGAAAAAUAACAUUACCACAUCAUGUACUAUCAAAGCUGUUUUUUAACAUGAAAGCAUUGGACAACGAAUUCAUAUGUGCCAAUGAGUCUUUAUGUACCCUUAGGUUACAAAAUAAGUAACUGCACCUAUUUUUCAAAUCUAUAUUCUAGAAUACAGAUUGAAUUUUGAGGUUGUAGGAUCAGUACUGGAAUCACAGGUUAAUGUAAGAAGUAAACUGUCUUUGCUUCUUUUGAUCCAUAAAUAAGGAAAUGUGGAAAGCACCCUUGGUCCCAGGCAGGAAUUUGCCUAAACACUGCAGCCACCUCCUGCUUGGGGUUCAGAGAAGCUCUGUCACAUUCUUGGGGACAUGAGGCUGAGAAAAUAGAUGCAUUCAACUUUCUAGAGAUAAUUUAGAACAAAAUCAAGAGAUUUUGGUUUGGCUGAAAACCAACACAGAUUUUUUUUUUCUUUCUCACCCCAGAAGUGAGAAAGGGGAUCAGGUGGAAGGAAUUGACAGUUUUCCACAAGAGCAGCUUGGAGGGCCAAGGGACAGAAGCAAAUAGCAGCUGGAUUUCUGUCUGGGCACCCAAUCCUGAGGACUGCUCCUUAUCCUCUACCCUAGCCCAAUUUCACUCCUUUUCAACACAUAAAUUCCAGCGCCAGGUAGGGAAACAGAAUCUGUUAGCUUAUGUCUGUGGUCAUGCUUUUAAAAAACCCACAAGGUCUUAAGCUGACCAAACCUCUUAUAACAAUUGCUAUGAGAAGCUCCUUCUGCUUCACUCAAUCUGGAUGAGUCUGAAUAGGGGCCACUUCCAAUUCUCUUGCACCUGUCUUGCCAGGGCGCUUUUGGAGAUGACGUAGAAAGAUUUUAAAUUUCCCACACACAACACAACAUGAGUCUAUCACCCUCUCCAAAGUCUAAUCUCUCUCAAGCAAGAGAAUGCUAGGACACUUUGUAAACCAGUGUUGAAAAACGUCCUUAAAAAAUAAGACCUAGGUGCUGGGGCUGGGGAUCAGCAGUAGCACACGUGUCUGGCAUGUAUGAGGCACUGGGUUCAAUUCUCAGCACUACAUAUAAAUAAAUAAAGGUCUAUCAAUAACUAAAAAAAAUUAAAAAACAAAAAAGCCCUAAAGAUGUUCUGCCAUUUUGAAGACUGCAACCUCUAUUCUUCUCAGGGUGUUUUGGGUCAUGAAAAAAAAAAAAUUCAGUAGAACCUGUUUUAAAAACAAUCCAUCUGCUGUUUGGUAAUCUGUUGAGAGUAAAUAGGGCAAACAAGUUUCCUUGUCUCUCCUUCCACCCAUUUGCCAGUUCCUUGGGUAUUAUAAGAGCAAUCAGAUGUGCACCUGCUCUGAGGAUCUCUGCUCAAUGAAAUUAGUGAUGAAAUGUUACAAAAAGAAAAGGCUGAAUUACAAUAAAUAUAUUUAUCCUUUGGGCUUGUUAACCUAUGGAACUUCAGCUAUGACAAAUGCAAAAUCACUUUCUGCCUUGUGCAAUAGAUUGCUCCCUGCCCUCUUUCUUUCUUUCUUUU